AAGGGAGAAGUCUCCCACGACCAAAUCAAACCAAACCAAACACCCCUUAAAGGUAGAACAACUUAUUUUUUGCGUUUUUAAGGUAAGGCGAGUUAUCUUGGCUUUAUAUGCAUGCCAUGUCUGCGCCACUAGGAUAAUACUACGACACAUUGUCCACAUUAAGCUGUGAUCCGUCAACUCCUCUUCGUAACAACAGCAGACGAUAAACAAUGUUCAAGUUCCGGUUCAUGAUUCGACGUCCCUCCAUCUACGCUCGUACUUUUCAUCUCUCCAGUUUUUCUCCGAAAUCCAUCAAUCUUCCCCUGAAAUCGCAAUUGGGUUCCUACUCCACUUCUUCCCAGUCACAGCAAAAGCUGUUCUUUCGCCAGCUCUUUGAAACGGAAUCCUCCACCUACACCUACCUCCUCGCUGACUUCUCCCACCCACAUAAACCCGCUAUUUUGAUUGAUCCUGUGGACGUGACUGUUGAUAGAGAUUUAUAUCUUGUUAAAGAAUUGGGGUUGAAGCUCAUCUAUGCCAUGAACACUCAUAUGCAUGCUGAUCAUGUCACCGGAUCUGCCCUCAUCAAGAGUAAGGUGUCGGGAUCGAAGUCUAUUAUUUCAAAGGCAAGUGGGGCCAAGGCUGAUCUUCUGGUUGAGCCUGGUGAUAAAGUCCAUUUUGGUGAUCUCUUUCUUGAGGUUCGUGCUACUCCGGGCCACACAUUGGGUUGUGUUACCUAUGUCACAGGAGAGGGACCAGAUCAGCCUCAGCCAAGGAUGGCAUUCACAGGAGAUGCUCUACUGAUACGCGGAUGUGGCAGGACAGACUUCCAGGGUGGAAGUUCAAAGCAACUCUACAAGUCAGUGCACUCACAGAUUUUUACAUUGCCGAAGGACACACUGAUAUAUCCCACUCAUGAUUACCAAGGAUUCACAGUUAGCACAGUGGGAGAAGAGAUGCAAUAUAAUCAUCGGCUAACGAAGGAUGAGGAAACAUUCACAAGCAUCAUGGAGACAGAUCUCAAGUUGCCAUAUCCAAAGUUAAUGGAUAAAGCACUCCGUGCAAAUAUGAUUUGUGGGUUGCAAGAUUCAACUUCUGUAGCCGACUAAGCCUUUGUGAGUUGAUGGUGUAUGCUACAUAUUUCAAUUGAUAUUGUAGAAUAAAAGGUUUAUGAAGGUGUGAAAUAACAAGCGACUGACGUUGCCUACAAGAUUGGUUAUCAUCAGAAGUGCAGAAGUUUGUCCUGAAAACCAAUAGCAAUUCUCUGUAUUCAAUUUCACUCCCCAUGCCACUGAAUGAAACUUGCCUCUUUUU
Rubroshorea leprosula is the source of this 1293-nucleotide messenger RNA. The record is from the annotation of a GenBank genome assembly. Lineage: Eukaryota; Viridiplantae; Streptophyta; Magnoliopsida; Malvales; Dipterocarpaceae.